UUAUAUCAGCAGGAACUUUUGUGGAGGAAGAAGAAAGAAAGAAAGAAAGAAAAGGGAGAUCUAUCAAAUUCGUAACAGAGAAGAAGCGAAAAAUGGCGUGGAUAUGGUUAGAGGCAGCUCUACCACUUGGAAUCAUAGCAGGAAUGCUUUGUGUUAUGGGUAAUGCUCAAUAUUACAUCCACAAAGCCGCUCAUGGCCGGCCAAAGCACAUCGGAAAUGAUAUGUGGGAUGUGGCCAUGGAAAGAAGGGACAAGAAGCUCGUGGAGAAUCUCUCUGCCCCUUCUACUAAUUAGGGUUUUUUUUUUUCUCUUUCUGGAAGCUUUCUGAACAACUCCUGAAGAAGGAAUAAAGUGCUCCUCUGAUACUGCAUUCAUGUUAAAGAAGUCUGAUGAGCAAAAUUACUUUGUAUGUGAAUUUGCAUGAACUUUUGAAAGACAAAUUGUAGACUUGUGCUUGGUGAAUUAGCUAUUACUGUGAAUUUGUUUUGCUAGAGCCUUGUUGGAUUUUUGAAUGUUACUGCUUGCUUAUGUUGUUAGUUU
Messenger RNA from Jatropha curcas, 539 nucleotides. Its product is annotated as NADH dehydrogenase ubiquinone 1 alpha subcomplex subunit. Lineage: Eukaryota; Viridiplantae; Streptophyta; Magnoliopsida; Malpighiales; Euphorbiaceae. Gene Ontology annotation, cellular component: respiratory chain complex I. The record is from RefSeq and is a predicted model, not a curated record.